Messenger RNA from Eublepharis macularius, 1013 nucleotides. It is a transcript of the gene ESM1, whose product is annotated as endothelial cell specific molecule 1. Lineage: Eukaryota; Metazoa; Chordata; Lepidosauria; Squamata; Eublepharidae. Gene Ontology annotation, cellular component: extracellular region. The record is from RefSeq and is a predicted model, not a curated record. The coding region runs from base 172 to 729 and encodes 185 amino acids. The transcript has 3 exons.
CCCUUGUGGGCAAUUCGGCCCUAUAAAGCUCAAAAAACCAAAACCAAAAACAGUAAACUGAUCUUCAGCUACUACUUUUGGGUUCUUCACUGCUGUCCUUCACAGCAGAAGACCUGCGUGCUGAUUUCUCUACCUGUUUGCUGAAGAAUUUUGUUUCCAUCCACAUAAGACAUGAAGAGUUUUCUAGUCUUCCUUCUGCUACUGGUACCCAUGCACGUUGGAUCUACCUGGAGCAGGAAAUAUGCAGUAGACUGCCCCGAGCCUUGCGAGAGCGCUGAAUGUAAGAGCCUUCUGCACUGUAAACGGACAGUCCUGGAUGACUGCGGCUGCUGCAGGGUAUGUGCUGCAGCGUUGGGGGAGACUUGCUACCGGACUGUCUCGGGGAUGGAUGGAGUCAAAUGCGGCCCUGGACUGAAGUGCCAGUUUUAUUCUGAAGAAGAUGACUUUGGUGAUGAGUUUGGUAUCUGCAAAGAGUGUCCUUACGGCACCUAUGGACUAGAAUGCAGGCGAACAUGCAAUUGCCAGUCUGGAAUAUGCGACCGAGUAACUGGAAGGUGUUUAAAGUUUUCAUUUUUCCAACUGGUAGCAUCGAAGCCUCCGAACAGACAGAAAUUAAUUUCACAUACAGAGAAUGACAUGGCAUCUGGUGAUGGAAAUUCUGUAAAAGAGGAUGUUGCCAAAGAGAAAGUUGUUCGAUCACCAAUAAUGAAAUGGUUAAAUCCUCGUUGAUAUCUGCAGAACUUUCAAACUUUUCCUUUUUCCAGAAUUGUUGAAUGUUCACAGCUCAGUUUAAAAGGUAGAGCUCCAGCAAAGGAAAUAUGUAAAGAUCUAAUCUCUGUGUCUUCAGGGGAAAAAAAGCAAACUUUCAACAUAGACUGUGUACAGUGUGUAUGAUAUUUUGGAUAUUUUCUGAUAAGCAUUUGAAUGGUAAAAUGUAUUAUGAAUUGCUGAAUGUAAAAUAUUAACAAAACUGGAAAAAAAUGCCCCAUGCUCAUUAAAAGUGGUGAAAAUUA